CUCUGAAGAACCAUGGCUCUCCGCACUCCUCUGACCCUCUUGACCCUUCUGACCCUCACCCUCCUGGGCUGUGGACAUGCCGAGGAGAAGGUGUUCCUCCAGAGGGCAGGAGAAGCCUUCAACAGCCGCAGCUACAGCUCCAUCCUCACGGUCACCAAUGGAGAGCAGUUCGGCAACUGGACCUGGCCCGAGAUGUGCCCCGAGAACUUUUUUGCGGUCGGCUUCAGUGUCAGGGUGGAGUCAAACCAGUAUGGAUCUGACGACACAGCUCUGAAUGGGAUCCGGCUCAUCUGUGCCAAAGACGAGAGCCGCAGCUUCCUCUACACAGUGGAGUCACACGCUGGAUAUUUCGGCGACUGGUCGGCUCCUCAGUACUGUCCCACUGGAGUGCUGACCUCCUUCCAGCUGCGUGUGGAGCCACACCAGGGCCUGUUUGGAGAUGACACCGCCGCCAACAACAUCAAGUUCCGCUGCAGCAGCAAUCCCACACUGGAGGGCUCAGGCACAGAGUGGGGCGAGUACGGCCACUGGAGCCAGGAGUGCUCUGAGGGAGGCAUCUGUGGAGUGGAGACCAAGAUGGAGGAGUACCAGUGGGGCCUGGAUGACUCCACCCUCAACGAUGUGCGUUUCCACUGCUGCGCCAAGAGCCCACAGUGAUGACCAGAGCUGAGGUGAAGACUGAGCAUGCUCCGAUCGGCUCUCCUCUGUUCACUACUUUGAAUAAAGCU
This is a messenger RNA of Periophthalmus magnuspinnatus, 728 nucleotides long. RefSeq names its product vitelline membrane outer layer protein 1 homolog. NCBI's taxonomy places the organism in Eukaryota, Metazoa, Chordata, Actinopteri, Gobiiformes, Gobiidae. The transcript is spliced from 4 exons. Bases 13 to 657 code for a protein of 214 amino acids. The record is from RefSeq and is a predicted model, not a curated record.